AUGCGAACAAGGACACACAGCAAACCUCAACUACCCCAAGUCAGUCCAUCUCUCACUCGCGCCACCCGAUCAACCAACAACUUCUCUCCCGACAAGAUGAACUCGACAAAUAUGCCAAAAGGCCCCAACUAUGCCGAAACAGAUCCUGUCUCUCUGAGAUGGAUCAACGACCGCACCUUUGCUGUCUCUGGUAUCGAUCAGGAAAUACUCGAAACUUAUGAAGCAGAGGACCAAGCGAGAAGCUUCAACAAACCUCAAAGUCCUGAAAAUCGUCGUGCUGCCCGAAGGGCUCGUCGUGAAAGUGCACAUGCAGCUAUCUUUUUCACUGGAUUGUCGUCUAGCCAGAAUGGACAGACAAAAAAGAAGCCCGAGUCCAACGAGAGCACAGGCCAGCUUGUAGCCGAAUCACAGGAGACUGCCUCUUUCAAUCGUCCUCAGACCGUCUCUUUCAAUGGUAACGGAGACAACACGGCAUCAGAUAUUGACGAUAUCGACAAGGAUGAUGAUGAUGCCGAUGACGAUGAUCAUAUCUCGAACAACUUCCAGCCCCUUCCUCGAGGCAUCACGUUGUCGAAACGCGGAGGCACUGUGAAGCGACGACGACGAGGUGGUGCUCAGUCAGCAUCACGACAGCCUUCUCGUGAGCCUUCACCAGAGCGGCCUCUUCUAGCGCCAGAGGAUGAUGUUGUCAGUGAUACCGAUCUACCGUCACCAUUCACCGAUGAGAUAUUCGAAGAUCCGAAUCUACCAGACGAUGAAGCUCAAGCUCUGUACAAUAAACUCUUCGAACCAAUGACACAACCCGAAGCCUUCAUCGGGCCCCUAACCAAAUUUCUGCCUGGCCAACGAACUACCGACAACUUGUAUGUACUGGCCGCAAACACAGCAGCGGCAUUACGUGCAUGGCAAGACGAAUAUCUCGAGCUUGAAAAGAUCACUGCGCCUCAUGCCGCCAUCCCCCGAAAAGCCGCAACUGGUCAGCGCAAUCCCAUUGACUAUAUGAUAUACGAAGACCAGAAGGAAGCCGAGUUGUACGACUAUGUGUUUGAUGCGAAGAAAGUCGGUAUGCAAGAUCCGAUCGCGCAGAAAGUCGUUAGAGAUGCUGCUGGCAGAGAACUACGUACUCGACAACCUCGUGGUCAAGCCAACAAAGAGGCUUCUGCGGCUGCAGCGGCCGUUGUUCCAGAAGAGAUUGUCACCGGUCGACGAGCUAGGAAACCGGUUGCCAAGUAUGACGGUGUUGUUUCUACUGAUCAGGUCAUGGGAAGGAAGAGAGGCGCAAAUGCUAUGAGCGAGACUCCAGAAGCAGACGAACCAUCAGCCAAGCGAGGUAAAACGACCGGUCGUGGUAGGGGAGGUGCCAGAGGUGGUCGGGGAGGUAGAGGUAGAGGUGGACGUGGCGGAGGACGAGGCGGGCUUGUUGCAAAGCGUCUGCAAGAGCUGCGUGAAGAGAGUGCAGCAGUUUCGGUCACGGCAUCUGAAGAUGAAUUUUCAGGCUCAGACGCAGGUAGUAUGCCACCAGACACGCGCGAAAACAGUCCCGUACUGGAACUUCAGCCUGCUACGGGGACGACCACUCCAGGUCUGGCGGACGAGUCGCAGAUUGAUCCACAGAGCGAGGAUGGACCAUCACUCACGGCUAGCGGGAAAAAGAAGGGACGACCGAAGGGCAGCAAGAACCAUCACAAAAGAUCGGACGCUGGAAUUCCCAAAGGCCCUCGUGUACCAAAAGCUCAGGGCAACGGUACACCUGUUUUUGGGAGCGUCAAUUCUGAUGUACCCAUAAGUGCAGAGACGAGUCUCACGCCUGGCUCUGCUGACAUGACGCCCUUUGCACCGAUCGCCACAGAUGGAGGCCCAAUCGAUCCUAAGCGCAAAAUUCCCCGCAGCGAGAAGCGGUCGAAGAGCAUGGUUGAAUGGUGGGCACGUCGUAAAGCAAAAGAAGCCGAAGACAAAGCUCGCGAGCAAGAGGCGCAAGCUGCAGAACGCCAUCGUGCUGCCGAAGCCCAUGCUCGAUAUAUGUCACAGCACGGUGGUCUAAUUGCUGCACAACAACAAGCUCAGCAGCAGCAACAUCAUCAACAUCAGCAGCAGCAGCAGCACGCACACCAACAACAACAACAACAACAGGCUCAGCAACAUCAGCAGCAGCAAUUCGGUGGUUACACGGGUCCUUAUCCACCAACCGGUGUAUUACCUCCACCAGGUCCACCUCAGCAGAUACCGCAACAUGUACCACAGCACUGGGGAUCCGGUUUCGCGCUACCCGGUCUGCAAGGACCUGGUGGCCUCGUAUGGCAUCAACCAGUCCAUCAUCCAAACCAGAGUCUACCUCCAAUGCAACAACAACCUCCUCCGCCACAGCAACAGCAACAAGGACCGCCACCAGGGCCACAUGGACCACAAGGACCUGAAGGGCAUAGAAGAGAUCAACACGGGUUCGUCAGGAGCUUUUGA
This is a messenger RNA of Aureobasidium namibiae CBS 147.97, 2457 nucleotides long. RefSeq lists its product as uncharacterized. The transcript has a single exon. Bases 1 to 2457 code for a protein of 818 amino acids. NCBI's taxonomy places the organism in Eukaryota, Fungi, Ascomycota, Dothideomycetes, Dothideales, Saccotheciaceae. The record is from RefSeq and is a predicted model, not a curated record.